This is a messenger RNA of Carlito syrichta (Philippine tarsier), 946 nucleotides long. Its product is annotated as peptidyl-prolyl cis-trans isomerase A-like. NCBI's taxonomy places the organism in Eukaryota, Metazoa, Chordata, Mammalia, Primates, Tarsiidae. Bases 1 to 885 code for a protein of 294 amino acids. The record is from RefSeq and is a predicted model, not a curated record. Gene Ontology annotation, biological process: protein peptidyl-prolyl isomerization. Gene Ontology annotation, molecular function: peptidyl-prolyl cis-trans isomerase activity. The transcript has 4 exons.
AUGGCGGGGAACAGCAUGUGGAUGGGCCCUUGCAUAACCCAGGCCUUCUGGAAGGACAGUGGCCACAUGGGCUACCACCAUGGGGACCCACAGAUAGAGGAGUUAGAAACAGCUCAGAGAGAAGGGAUGUGGGCUCAGAAGGCUUGUCCGGGGCUGGGGGCCACGCCCCCAAAUGCUCUCUGGUUUGGGCUGCCUGACAGACCUGUGAUAGGCCAAGCUCUGGAGCAAGCGGGAAAUCCCAGAAAGCCCAGGUGGGAACUGAGCCUCAAAGAGCCAAGACCAGCUAGACAAGAAAGAAGAGAGGCCUGCAGAACUGGAUUUUACAAAGAUGGCUGCAACGUAUAUACUUGUGGCUUUGCGGACACCACCGCCUUGAGCCUUUUCCCAUCACCCUUGGUCAACCUCGCCAUGUUCUUGGAAAUUGCUGUCGACGGUGAGCCCUUGGACCAUGUCUCCUUCGAGCUGUUUGCAGACAAAGUUCCAAAGACAGCAGGAAACAUUUGUGCUCUGAGCACUGGAGAGAAAGGAUUCAGCUAUAAGGGUUUCUGCUUUCACAGAAUUAUUCCAGGGCUUAUGUGCCAGGGUGGUGACUUUACAUGCCAUAAUGGCACUGGCGGCACAUCCAUCUCUGGGGAGAAAUUUGAUGAUGAGAACUUCAUCUUGAAGCAUAUAGGUCCUGGCAUCUUGUCCAUGGCAAAAGCUGGACCCUACACAAACAGUUCCCAAUUUUUCAUCUGCACUAAGACUGAAUGGUUGGAUGGCAAGCAUGUGGUUUUUGGCAAGGUGAAAGAGAGCAUGAAUGUUGUGCAAGCCAUGGAGGGCCUUGGGUCCAAGAAUAGCAGGACCAGCAAGAAAAUCACUAUUGCUGACUGUAGACAACUCUAACAAAUUUAACUUGUUUUAUCUUAAACUACCAGAUCAUUCCUUCUGUUGCUCAGGAGAGCAC